AAUCUUAAUCGCUAAGCAGUCAACGCAACUGCGUUGACGGCAUCCCAAUUAAGCAAAACCAAACGCACGCGUUUGAUCGCACCGUCACUCACCGUCCCUUUGCACCGAUAUCCGCGCCGAAGCAUCUGUAAACACCUUUCCCUAUAAAAUUAAAACCCUUUCGUCUUCUUCAUAAGCAAAUCAAAACCUAAUUCCGCCAAUCUUCGUAUAUAUCGAUUCUCUGAAAAAGUACCUACAUCAUUUUUGAUUCACCAAAAAGAAGGAAUUUCUAGCUUUUCUUGAUUAGUUUGAUCAUGGCCCAAGAAAAUUUCGACGCGCAACAACAGAUGGCUGUGGAGCAGGAACAGAGGCUCAAGUACUUGGAGUUCGUUCAAGUGGCUACGAUUCACGCUUUGGUUUGCUUUUCGAAACUCUAUUUCUACGCCAAGGAUAAAUCAGGCCCUUUGAAGCCCGGCGUUGACACCGUGGAAGGCACUGUCAAAACCGUUGUUGGACCCGUCUAUAACAAGUUACAUUAUGUCCCUAUUGAGCUUCUGAAGUUCGUCGAUCGCAAGGUUGAUGAGUCUGUGACCGAGCUGGACCGCCGUGUGCCAUUGAAAGUCAAACAAGUCUCUUCCCAAGCCUUCUCAGCAGCACACAAUGCCCCAGUGGUGGCUCGUGCCGUUGCCUCUGAGGUGAAGCGUGCUGGUGUGGUGGACGUUGCAUCAGAAUUGGCUAAAUCAGUCUACACCAAGUGUGAGCCUAAAGCUAAGGAUCUAUAUGCCAAAUACGAACCCAAAGCAGAGCAGUGUGCAGUCUCUGCUUGGCACAAGCUCAAUCAGCUUCCUCUCUUUCCCCAGGUAGCUCAAGUUGUUUUGCCAACUGCAGCUUACUGUUCUGAAAAGUACAAUGAAACUGUGAUGGACACUGCAGAGAAGGGGUACAGAGUUGCCUCCUAUCUGCCUUUGGUUCCUACAGAGAAGAUUGCUAAGGUUUUCAGCAAUGGAGGUGCUGCAUCAGAGCCUUUGCUUUCCAGCCACAAUGAAACUGAUGUUGCCGUUCAUUGAUGACUCGGUGUUGUCGUUCGGAGAUACAUGCUAUCAUUGUGAAGAAAAUACAAAACAAAUGUUGGAAUUGGAUUUGGUUGGAAUAGUUUUUGGAUUAUAUAUAUAUAUAUAUAUAUUUUUCGGUCUGUUUUUGGUUUUUUGGAAAAAUGCAGAGAUAUUGUCUUUAAAUGAGCAGCAUAUAUGUGUUUCUGUUGUCUUGCCUUA
Molecule: messenger RNA, 1250 nt
Organism: Ziziphus jujuba (common jujube)
Lineage: Eukaryota; Viridiplantae; Streptophyta; Magnoliopsida; Rosales; Rhamnaceae
Product: REF/SRPP-like protein At3g05500
Exons: 3
Coding region: 294-1046 (250 amino acids)
Source: RefSeq, a predicted model, not a curated record